AAGCCUACCCACUGAGGUAGCUUAGCCCUACAACUAUCUUUCUUAUUUUACCCAAACUUAUAAUUCGAAGACUCAACGAUACCGGAGCUCUUUUCAAUAUGGUUGCUUCGAAAAUAUCAACUCUCUUGUUGCCAUUCCUGUCCGGCACAGUUGCAGCGUCCCCCUUUCUAUCUUCCACGAAUUUGUAUCCUCGGGCAGCAUGUUCAGGAAACACAGCAACAACCAGAAACGAGUGGUGCGAUUACUCCAUCGACACUGAUUAUACCACUGAGGUGCCCGAUACUGGAGCAACUAAAGAGUAUUGGCUGGAAAUCACUGAUGUGACCGUUUCACCGGAUGGAAUUUCUCGCUCGGCAAUGGCUGUUAAUGGCUCAAUUCCAGGACCAACUCUCUUUGCGGACUGGGGUGAUACAGUUGUAGUUCAUGUUACAAAUUCCCUAACUACCUCUAACAAUGGAACAUCUAUUCACUUCCACGGUAUACGUCAGAAUUAUACAAAUGAAAACGAUGGAGUGGUUUCUAUUACUCAGUGUCCGACAGGACCCGGGGAAACUCGGACGUAUACCUGGAGGGCAACCCAAUAUGGGACGACUUGGUACCAUUCUCACUUUGCCCUUCAAGCGUGGGAAGGCGUUGCUGGAGGCAUAAUCAUCAAUGGCCCAGCUACUGCGAACUACGAUGAGGAUCUUGGGACCAUACUCUUAUCAGAUUGGAGUCACGACACGGUGGAUCAACUCUGGACCCAAGCACAGACAAGCGGCCCUCCUACAAUGGAAAAUGGGCUUAUCAAUGGCACUAACGUUUAUGAUGAUGGCGGUUCAAGAUUUCAAACUUCUUUCACUUCAGGGACCUCCUAUCGAAUCAGACUCAUCAAUGGAGCUAUCGAUACGCACUUUAAAUUCACUAUUGAUAACCACACAAUGCAAGUCAUAGCGACUGAUCUUGUGCCAAUCCAGCCAUACGAAGCAACUGUGAUUAAUAUCGGCAUUGGGCAACGUUACGAUAUCGUCGUUACUGCCGACCAGGCUUCGACUGCUGAUAGUUUUUGGCUCCGAGCUAUUCCCCAAUCAGCUUGCUCCGAGAAUGAUAGCCAGGAUAACAUCCGUGGCAUUGUGUCUUACACAGAUACCGCCUCAACACCGGAGACUACUGGCUAUGACUAUGUUGAUUCUUGUACAGAUGAGACCGAAAAUAUUGUUCCUUAUUAUAGCAAAACAGUAGGCAGUACUACGGCUGUCACAGACGAAGUAGCAGAUAUCGGCACCCUUAAUGGGCUUUUUAAAUGGACUCUAAACAGCACAUCUAUGCUGGUUAGUUGGACAAACCCUACCCUCUUACAAGUCAUGAAUGGUGAGAGCGCUUUUGAAGUCGACGACUCUGUCCUUGAGUUGCCCGAUGCGAACGUGUGGGUAUAUUUGGCGAUCGAGACAGACCUUCCUGUUCCCCAUCCAAUUCAUCUUCACGGCCAUGACUUUUUCAUACUCGCUCAGGACACAGGUACAUAUUCCAGCAGCGUCACUCUCAACACGGAUAACCCACCCCGCCGGGACACUGCCUUAUUACCCGCCAGUGGUUACAUCGUGCUGGCAUUCGAGACUGAUAAUCCUGGAGUUUGGCUCAUGCAUUGUCAUAUUGGUUGGCAUACGAGCGAAGGGUUUGCAUUGCAAUUCGUGGAGAGGUAUGACGAAAUAGCGGCUAUAACCGAUACGGACACACUCACAGACACCUGUUCAACCUGGUCUUCAUUCCAGACAUCAAAAGAUAUUGACCAAGAUGACUCUGGAAUCUAAAAUCAGUACAGAUGACAUUGAAGUUCUUUUCUCAAAGAGACUCAUAAUAUUACUGAUGGGGGCAGGUUGUCAAUAUAAUGAAUUAUUUGCAGCAAGGCAGUUCACAUCAUAUCGAAAUAGUUAGUUGUUUUGUAUAGUAUUCAGGGUAUUUUCAAUAUAUAUUUUAUGUCAACAAAGAAA
This is a messenger RNA of Daldinia loculata, 1970 nucleotides long. RefSeq names its product putative multicopper oxidase. The record is from RefSeq and is a predicted model, not a curated record. Gene Ontology annotation, molecular function: copper ion binding; oxidoreductase activity. The transcript has 7 exons. NCBI's taxonomy places the organism in Eukaryota, Fungi, Ascomycota, Sordariomycetes, Xylariales, Hypoxylaceae. Bases 99 to 1790 code for a protein of 563 amino acids.